GUCAGUGCCGGACUCCGCCGGACGGAGACGGGGCGGAAGGGUCUAUUCACAGUGUCGGUGGUCGCGGAACAGGGAUGAUGCUGAAGUAUCCCGAUCUGUAAGGCAAUAUUUAUUUAGAAGACAAGGACGGUUGAUAUGUCAGCCUUUCCUCCCAACACAGGUAGCUGUUGGAUCGAGUAGAAGAGACGCACCAUGUAUUCGGAGUGGCGGUCGUUGCACCUCGUGGUCCAGAGCGACCAGGGGCACGUGAGCGUCCUGCACACUUACCCCACGUCGGUGGGGCGAGAUGUGGCCAACGCUGUGGUGCGCCCACUCGGGGCGGCCCUCGGAUCCCCGGUGACCGAAAGUCUCCUCAAAACGGACAAAGAGGUGAAGUGGACGAUGGAAGUUCUGUGCUACGGCCUCACACUACCUCUGGACGGAGACACUGUUAAGCUGUGCGUGGACGUGUACACUGACUGGAUCAUGGCGCUGGUGGCACCCCGAGACUCCAUCCCUCAGCCCAUCAUCAAGGAGCCCAACCUCUACGUGCAGACUAUUCUUAAACACCUCCACAACCUCUUCCUCCCCAGGCCUGAGCACUACAGCCCCAAUCACUUCCGCCUGUGCCAGCAGGUGCUGACGGCGGUGCAGAAGCUGGCGCGCGAGUCGGGCAGCAUGGUGAGGGAGACCUGGGAGGUGCUGCUCCUCUUCCUGCUGCGUAUCAACGACACUCUGCUGGCACCGCCGACCGUGGGAGGAGGGAUAGCGGAGAAGCUGGCAGAGAAGCUGAUCAGCGUGCUGUUUGAGGUGUGGUUCCUGGCCUGCACUCGAUGCUUCCCCACCCCGCCCUACUGGAAGACGGCCAGGGAGAUGCUGGCCAACUGGAGGCACCACCCCCCAGUGGUGGAGCAGUGGAGCAAGGUCAUCUGCGCUCUCACCUCCAGACUAUUGCGGUUCACCUAUGGACCCUCCUUCCCGCCGUUUAAAGUUCCGGAUGAAGACGCCAACGUUAUUCCUGCUGAGAUGGACAAUGACUGUGUGGCACAGACGUGGUUCCGCUUUUUGCACAUGCUGAGUAACCCCGUGGACCUGAGCAACCCUGUGAUCAUCAGCUCCACGCCAAAGUUCCAGGAGCAGCUGCUCAACGUGAGUGGCGUUCCGCAGGAGGUCAUCCAGCACCCCUGCCUCAAGCAGCUGCCGCAGAUCUUCUUCCGUGCCAUGAGAGGGGUCAGCUGCCUGGUGGACGCCUUCCUGGGUAUCUCCCGCCCGAGGUCGGACAGCGCCCCUCCCACGCCCGUGAACCGGCUGAGCAUGCCCCCUCCCCCCACCACCACUAACACCACGCCCCCCCACAGCCGCCGGCACAGGCCCACGGGGGUCACCAAGACCACCAGCAAAGCCUCCACGGGGACCACAGCUCACCCACCCAAAGUGUCCCAUCAGACGUCCUCCACGUCGCCGCUGUCCAGCCCGAACCAGACCUGCUCGGAGCCCCGGCCGCUGCCCGCCCCAACACGGCCCAAGGUGAACAGCAUCCUCAACCUGUUUGGCCAGUGGCUGUUCGACGCCUCGCUGGUGCACUGCAAACUGCACAACGGCAUGAACAGGGACAGCAGCAUGACGGCUCUGGCCACCCAAGCCGGCGUGGAGCUACGCAGGAAGGGGUCCCAGAUGUCCACAGACACCAUGGUCUCCAACCCCAUGUUCGACGCCAACGAGUUCCCCGAUAACUACGAGUCUGGGAGGGCCGAGGCGUGUGGGACGCUGUGCAGGAUAUUCUGCAGCAAGAAGACUGGAGAGGAGAUCCUGCCUGUCUACCUGUCCAGGUUCUACAUGGUUCUGAUCCAGGGCCUGCAGAUCUCAGACUUCAUCUGCCGGCCCGUGCUGGCCAGUAUCAUCCUGAACUCCUCGGCGCUCUUCUGCUCCGACCUGAAGGGCAUCAACGUCGUCGUCCCCUACUUCAUCUCUGCACUGGAAACCAUUCUUCCUGACAGGGAACUGUCCAAGUUCAAAAGCUACGUGAACCCGACCGACCUGCGACGGUCCUCCAUCCACAUCCUGCUGUCUAUGCUGCCUCUUCCCCAUCACUUCGGAAAUGUAAAAUCAGAGGUCCUUCUGGAGGGAAAAUUCAGCAACGAUGAAAACUCCCUCCAGGACAAGGCUGUGACCUUCCUGUCCCUCAAGCUCCGGCUGGUCAACAUUCUCAUCGGGGCCCUGCAGACCGAGACUGACCCCAUCAACACGCAGAUGAUUCUGGGUGCAAUGCUUAAUAUUGUCCAGGAUUCGGCCCUUUUGGAGGCAAUAGGAGCUCAGGCAGAAAUGGGCAGCACGGAAGGCAGCCACGUGUCGGUGAAGAGCCACAGCCGCAACAACAGCGGUAUCAGCACCGCCAGCGGGGGGAGCUCCGAGGCCACCACCCCGGACAGCGAGCGGCCUGCACAAGCGCUCCUCAGAGACUAUGCUCUUCAUACAGAUACAGCCGCUGGCCUCCUCAUCCGCAGUAUCCACCUGGUCACCCAGAGGCUCAACUCGCAGUGGCGGCCCGACAUGAGCAUCUCACUGGCGGCUCUCGAGCUCCUGGCCGGCCUGGCCAAGGUGAAGGCGAACGCGGAAUCGACGGACAAGAAGCGUGCGGUGAGCUCGGUGUGCGGCUACAUCGUGUACCAGUGCAGCCGGCCCGCUCCGCUGCACUCCCGGGACCUCCACUCCAUGAUCGUGGCCGCCUUCCAGUGCCUCUGCGUGUGGCUGACUGAGCACCCCGACAUGCUGAACGAAAAGGACUGCUUGAUAGAGGUGCUGGAGAUUGUGGAGCUCGGCAUAUCGGGGAGCAAGUCCAAGACCGGCGACCAGGAGGUGAGGUACAAGGGGGACAAAGAGCACAACCCCGCCUCCAUGAGGGUGAAGGACGCGGCAGAAGCCACCCUGUCCUGCAUCAUGCAGGUACUGGGAGCCUUCCCCUCCCCGAGCGGCCCGGCCUCUCCCUGCAGCCUGCUCAACGAGGACACCCUCAUCAAGUACUCCAGGCUGACGUCCACCAGCCGGAGUAACUUCCGCUACUUCGUGCUGGAUAACUCGGUCAUCCUGGCCAUGCUGGAGCAGCCACUGGGGAACGAGCAGAACCCCUGUCCAUCCGUCACCGUGCUGAUGAGAGGGAUGUCCGGUCGACACGCCUGGACCAUGCAGCUCUACCACCAGCCCAGAGGGGCGCGGGCCAAUCAGAAGGUGUUCGUCCCAGAGAGCCGUCCUACCCCUAAAAACGACGUCGGUAUUCGGUUUAACGUCAAACACAGACCCUUCCCGGAAGAGGUGGAUAAGAUUCCCUUUGUGAAAGCUGACCUGAGCAUUCCGGACCUGCAUGACAUCGUCAAUAAGGAGCUGGAGAUGCAGCAUGAGCGCUUACGCACCGUCAUGGUGAAGCAGAUGGAGUACGAGACGGCCCUGGAACGCCACACCGAAGACCUGUGGAGGAACAAGAGCUUCCCGGACCCCCUGAUAGACUGCAAACCCCCGCCCCCCUCCCAGGAGUUCCAGACCGCCCGCCUCUUCCUCUCACACUUCGGCUUCCUGUCUCUAGAGGCACUGAAGGAGCCGGGAAACAGCCGCUUACCUCCUCAUCUAAUUGCACUGGAGUCUGCCUUGCCUGGCUUUUUUGAUGACAUAGGUUACCUUGACCUCCUCCCCUGCCGGCCCUUUGACACUGUAUUCAUAUUCUACAUGAAGGCAGGCCAGAAGAGCAGUCAAGAGAUCCUGAGGAACGUGGAGUCCUCGGCCAAUGUCCAGCCCCACUUCCUGGAGUUCCUGUUGUCUCUUGGUUGGCCAGUGGAGGUUGGCCAGCACCCGGGAUGGACAGGGAGCGUCUACACCAGCUGGUCCAUCAACGCCUGCAACGGCAGCGAGGGCCAGCAGCCAGAUGAGGCAGUCACAAUAGGAGACACUGGUGGGGGCGUGUUCAACGGGGAGAAGAGGGUGCUUUAUUACGCCGAUGCCCUGACCGAAAUAGCCUUCGUAGUCCCAUCACUGAUGGACUCCUCUACUGAGUCAUCAGAGAACAGCUUCCCCACUAUGGAGACAGACUCUCAGAUGGACCUGCUUCCCGGAUUACUGAAACAGUCUAACCUGACACUGGAGCUCUUCCCAAACCACUCUGAAAACCUCGGACCGUCUCAAAGGCAGAGUCCCACAGUGAAGACCAAGAAGAUUCCCUUGAGCCGAACUGUGCCACCUUUGGGACCAGAGACUAAAGUGCUAGUAGUUUGGGUCGAGCGCUAUGACGACAUUGAAAACUUUCCCCUUCCAGAACUCUUGGCAGAGACCAGCACUGGAGUGGAGACAACAACGAACAGCAGCACUUCCUACAGACCCAUGGCGUCGGAGAAGGACGUCCCGGUCAUUUUCAUCCACCCCUUGAAAACCGGCCUGUUCCGGAUCAAGCUCCACGGAGCCGUGGGCAAGUUCAGCAUGGUCAUACCUCUGGUGGAUGGGAUGGUGGUCAGCAGGAGAGCUUUAGGGUUUUUGGUGAGACAGACGGUUAUCAACGCGUGCCGGAGGAAGAGGCUGGAGAGCGACUCGUACAACCCGCCGCACGUGCGGAGGAAACAGAAGAUCGCCGAGAUCGUCAACAAGUACCGCAACAAGCAGCUGGAACCCGAGUUUUAUACCUCACUCUUCCAGGAGGUGGGAGAGAGGAGCCUGAAUCCGUGACCCCCCCGAAACAGACUGAAAAGGACUUGCGCAGAUUCUAUAUAUUUAUAAAACUAUUUUGUUAUUUAUAUCAGCACUCGGUGGCCACACGCUUUGAAUGCAGGAUGUCCUCAAAGAGAAGUGAGUUUCCGCACCGACACACAGCCACGGCAACCCCCCCCCAGUGUGCCCCGCCCUAACACUAUUUACCCUUAAUCACUACAUAGGACAGACACGGCCGUCCCCGAGGCCCGGGCCUCCUCGGCACUGCGGUUGGGAGCAUAGCAUCAUAAGCUUAAGAAAACUACACACAGCAAAUGUGGGUUUGUCCCUCAUAGCAAAAAUUAGGCCAUACCAUCAAUGCAAGUGGCAAACCUGUACCAAACCUUUGCCCAGAGAAGAAGUGGAAUUUUAUUGUUUUUCCCAAAGAAUGCAAUACUGUCAUUUGGUUGUUCAUCGUAUCUUAACUGUGUAUCAUCUUUAACACUACUGUAAUUUUUUUUUUUUUUUUUACUUAGGCCUAGAAGGAAACAAACAAUAUCUUGGCAAAUGAGAAAAGAAGCAUUUGAACCAAAAAUACUACCACUACAGCCACUACAAUGGCAUAACGUGAGCAAUCUCUUCCUUUAAUUACAGUAAUGGGUGCAUAAGCAAGCAGUUAGUUGCCAAACUUUUAGAAAGCAAGCCUGUUGAAUGAUGAUCUCCCCCUACUCAAAUGAGCAAGGUUGUUUUUUUUGUUUGUUUCUUUCUUUUUUAAAUCUCAGGUAGUUUAUACCAUAUUGUAUAUGCAUUCACAUCUGAUCAUGUAUUUAAUGCACUUCAACCAGCUGACCUCAGUUAAGGCAUUAAUCACACAGUUUUGGCUUUUUUCAGCAUGUUUUGUCACACGCUCAAAGAAGUGGUGUAUUUUUAAUGGGCAGUGGUCGGAGUCCUUUCCUUUUAAAAGCUUGAUCCGAACUUUGUUGGAACUGCAUCUGACCAUGUAUCUGUGCACCAUUAUUUCAGAUGCCCAUAAUAUAUAAACAUUCAUUAUGUAAGAGUCCAUAGUAAUGUCACAGUGAAAGGAGAGAUUGGCAGAGGUCUUGUUUCGGCGAUAUCACAGUCAAUAUAAUUGCAGUUCAAGCUACUUGAGUCUUCCGUCUUUUUUUUUGCUCGUUGUAUCAACUCUGAUAUGGUCAAAUCGAAAGCCAUAUUUUUUGAUUGAGGAGCAGUGACAUCCUAUAAUAAUUGAUUACAAAAAGGACAUUUCAGGUGGGUGCCUCAUCAGUCCAGUUUAUUUUGUGACAUACUGAGGUCUGGCU
Molecule: messenger RNA, 5963 nt
Organism: Megalops cyprinoides (Indo-Pacific tarpon)
Lineage: Eukaryota; Metazoa; Chordata; Actinopteri; Elopiformes; Megalopidae
Gene: ralgapb
Product: Ral GTPase activating protein non-catalytic subunit beta
Exons: 30
Coding region: 193-4683 (1496 amino acids)
Biological process (GO): regulation of small GTPase mediated signal transduction; activation of GTPase activity
Molecular function (GO): GTPase activator activity
Source: RefSeq, a predicted model, not a curated record